UUCUUUUUUUUCCCCAGUUGAUUCCAUCCAAGGCUGUGGCUGAAUCUCAUUAACUUUAACUCUUUGAGGACUUGGGAUUUGACUUGAGACUUGCUUGUGACUUGAAAGGAAUGACUUGGUCCCACAUCUGCUUAUUAGCAAAUCCAGACAACAGACAGACAUGCUGCAUUAGGAAAAUUAUCAAGACUUUACAAGAAUUUGCAGAGGUUUGAAAAUGGAAUCAUCAGAAAAACUGCUGUCAUUACGACUGCUUUCCCUGCUUAAGAACGGACAAUGGGGAAAAGAAGAUGUUGUUAAGUUGUUUAAAGCCCUUAUAAAAGAAUUUAAUGAUAUGAAUGAAGAAUUCCACACAUGGAUGAUGAAAAUCAUUUAUCAAGUUGAAAUUCACAAAAUAGGUGUGUCAGAUUUGACAUUGAAUGAAAACAAGACUGUGGAUCAUGUUGAGGAAAAAUUAACAACAUAGCCAAAAACACUGAAGAGAAAACACUGAAAGACAUUGUGAAGGAAAUCUGUGAACAAGCAGAUAUUGAUAAAGAAAUGAUGGCACAAGUGACAGAUAUUGUGUCGUCUGUACAUGAUUCUCUAGCAGCUUCUACAGAACCACAUUUACAAGAAAAGCAAAUUUUGUUUACGCUUUGCAAAGCUGUAGAAACGACAAAACCAUAUAAACCUCGAGUGACGCAGAUGGUGAGCUGGUGCAUUCUGGUUCUUUCUGAAUCAAGUCGGCUUGUUCAGGUUGGAACAGGAGAAGGAAAGUCGUGUAUCGUGGCAAUGUUUGCAGCAUAUCAGGCCAUGAUGGGAAAAACUCCUGACAUCAUCUCCAGUUCUCCUGUACUUGCUGAAAGAGACGCUAAAGAAUGGUUUGACUUUUAUAAUGAACUGAAUAUCACUGUUGAUGUCAACAUCGACAAAUCAGAAAACGAGUUGAAGAAGUGCUAUGAAUGUCAGGUGGUCUACGGUACCACUGUCAGUUUUGCAGCAGAUUUUCUGAGACAGCGCUUCCUUAGACAAGACGUGCGACCUAACAGAGAGUUUCAGUGUGUUAUAGUGGAUGAGGUGGACUCGCUAAUGCUGGACAAAGGUCUUGAAGUGGUUUACUUGAGCACUGAGAUUCCGCUAAUGGAAUCUCUUAAUGGAAUAUUGGCUGAAAUUUGGUUAAUCGUCAACCAGCUGAAGCGUUUAGGCACAGGGGAGAUUUUAGGACCCAUUCAGCUCUUCUCUCAGGUUCUGUCUGAAAUCAUUACUGAAAAUAAAAACAUUGAUGAACUCAGCAUUGUGCAGAUGGCUGUGGACGCAGGAAUUAUGCCUAUAAAAUCCUCAAAGCAAACACAAGAAAACAUGACAAAUGUUCUAAAGCAACUUGAUAAUGCAAGUGUUGUGCAAAUGGUGGCAUUUUUAACCAUGUUUGUGAAGAAUUUACCCAAGUAUUUCAUUAAACUAUACAUAGAAAGGCCUGAUGGGACUUUACAGAAACUAGAAGAGAUUAGUCCUGCAGAUACAAAUAAGAGACAAGAAAUAUAUUUUCUUCUCCUGGGAAAUGGAAAAUGUUGUGUUAUGCACUUUGAAGAGAACUCAGUAGACCCAUCAUUGAGGAAAAAGAUUAAAAAGUCCUAUCAGUCUGAAUCAGCAAAAGAACCAAAUAAAUCUCGUAUCCCAGGUCUAGAAGAUAUCAUCAGUGGCAAGAUGCAAACUUGGUUUGGAAGUGCUCUGCAAGCCACAAAAUUGACUCUAGGCCGUGAAUAUGUCCUUCACGGAGAUGGAGUCGCUCCUGUCGAUUACAGAUCAACCGGUGUUGUGCAGAAUGACAUGAAAUGGGGGGAAGGACUUCAGCAGUUCCUGGAGAUGAAACACCAAACUAAACUCUCAAACAUGACUCUAAUAACAAACUUCAUGUCUAAUGUGGGUUUAUUCAAGAAAUACUCAAACCAGAUCUAUGGCAUCACAGGAACUUUGGGGGACCAAACAGAGCUUGAUAUGCUGAAGACGCUCUACAGUGGCAUUGACACCUGUAGGAUUCCCUCAUGUAAACAAAGGAAACUUUAUGAGCUGGAGGGUUUGGUGAUACCUGAAGAAGACGAGUGGAUCAGGAACGUCUGUAAUGUUGUUAAACAUCAAGUGUCCUCCACAGACUAUCGAGGUCCACGUGCAGCUCUCGUCAUCUGUGAAACCAUCAAUCUUGCGAAAAUGUUCCACAAGACCCUUUCAGACAAAAUCUCAUUAGGCAAACUAAAACUUUAUGUGAAUAACAACAUGGAUAACUCUACCAUAACAGAUUAAACUAUUCAAGCAGGAGAUGUCAUCAUUGCCACUAAUCUAGCAGGUCGAGGUACAGACCUAAAGGUUUGUGAAAGUGUAAAUGAGGCAGGAGGUCUGUUUGUGAUGCAAACCUUCUUACCACUGAACGUCCGUGUUGAGCAGC
Onychostoma macrolepis is the source of this 2419-nucleotide messenger RNA. Its product is annotated as protein translocase subunit SecA. The record is from RefSeq and is a predicted model, not a curated record. The transcript is spliced from 2 exons. Bases 538 to 2277 code for a protein of 579 amino acids. Gene Ontology annotation, cellular component: membrane. Gene Ontology annotation, biological process: protein import; protein targeting. Gene Ontology annotation, molecular function: ABC-type protein transporter activity; ATP binding. NCBI's taxonomy places the organism in Eukaryota, Metazoa, Chordata, Actinopteri, Cypriniformes, Cyprinidae.